AUGCGAAAAUCUCCGAAUGUGAUUAUCACAGGCACCCCUGGUGUUGGGAAAACUGUGCAUUGUGAGAGACUAGCGCAGGACGUCGGCUUGCGGCACCUAUCCAUCAACCAGAUCGCAAAAGAUCGCGGUUGUUAUGAAAGUUACGACCAGGAAUUGGAAACCUGGGUCGUAGAUGAGGACAAACUACUAGAUGCGGUUGAAGAUGAAGUGCUCGAGGGCGGCUACCUGAUCGAUUGGCAUGCCUGUGACCUUUUCCCCAAGUCUUGGAUCGAUCUUGUUGUGGUCUUACGAUGUCCGUCAACUUCUAUUUUAUUUGAUCGUCUUUCUGCGAGGAAAUACAACCAGACCAAGCUGCAGGAAAAUGUCGACUCUGAGAUUUUCGGCGUUCUGUUAGAGGAAGCCCGGGAGGCAUUUGACGAAGAGAUCGUGGUGGAGCUCAAUAGCGAGGACGAUGACGAUGUAGAGAAUAAUUGCGCAAGGAUUUCGGCCUGGAUAGACUCGUGGAAAAGAAAUCAAUCGGACCAUAUUGAGUGA
Molecule: messenger RNA, 534 nt
Organism: Aspergillus clavatus NRRL 1
Lineage: Eukaryota; Fungi; Ascomycota; Eurotiomycetes; Eurotiales; Aspergillaceae
Product: nucleoside triphosphates FAP7
Exons: 3
Coding region: 1-534 (177 amino acids)
Cellular component (GO): cytoplasm; nucleus
Molecular function (GO): AMP kinase activity; ATP binding; ATP hydrolysis activity
Source: RefSeq, a predicted model, not a curated record